This is a messenger RNA of Piliocolobus tephrosceles (Ugandan red Colobus), 3645 nucleotides long. It is a transcript of the gene GMIP, whose product is annotated as GEM interacting protein. The record is from RefSeq and is a predicted model, not a curated record. Gene Ontology annotation, biological process: negative regulation of GTPase activity; signal transduction; activation of GTPase activity. Lineage: Eukaryota; Metazoa; Chordata; Mammalia; Primates; Cercopithecidae. Gene Ontology annotation, cellular component: plasma membrane. The coding region runs from base 128 to 3157 and encodes 1009 amino acids. The transcript is spliced from 21 exons. Gene Ontology annotation, molecular function: GTPase activator activity.
CUGCUGGGCGGGGCGACGCGGAACCCGGGUGGUGGCAGCUGCGGCGGCAGGAAAUCGGGGCUCGGCCCCGCCGGCGCGCGACCCCAUCCCCAUCCCGGCCCCUGCAGAGCGAUCCCCGGGCCCAGAUAUGGACGCAGCACAGCCGGGGCUCCCCCCGGCUCCUGAGGGCAGGAAGAGGUACAGUGACAUCUUCCGGAGCCUGGACAACCUCGAAAUCUCACUGGGGAACGUGACCCUUGAGAUGCUGGCUGGAGACCCUCUACUCUCAGAAGACCCAGAACCUGACAAGACCCCCACAGCCACUGCUACCAACCAAGCCAGCUGUUGGAGCGGCCCCUCCCCAGAGGGUCCCGUACCCCUCACAGGGGAGGAACUGGACUUGCGGCUCAUUCGGACCAAGGGGGGUGUGGACGCAGCCCUGGAAUAUGCCAAGACCUGGAGCCGCUAUGCCAAGGAACUGCUUGCCUGGACUGAAAAGAGAGCCAGCUAUGAGCUGGAGUUUGCUAAGAGCACCAUGAAGAUCGCUGAAGCUGGCAAGGUGUCCAUUCAACAGCAGAGCCACAUGCCUCUGCAGUACAUCUACACCCUGUUUCUGGAGCAUGAUCUCAGCCUGGGAGCCCUGGCCAUGGAGACAGUGGCCCAGCAGAGAAGAGACUACUACCAGCCCCUCGCCGCCAAAAGGACUGAGAUUGAGAAGUGGCGGAAGGAGUUCAAGGAGCAGUGGAUGAAGGAGCAGAAGCGGAUGAAUGAGGCGGUGCAGGCACUGCGGCGCGCCCAGCUGCAGUAUGUGCAACGCAGCGAGGACCUGCGGGCGCGCUCCCAGGGGUCCCCUGAGGACCCGUCCCCCCAGGCCUCGCCGGGACCUAGCAAGCAGCAGGAGCGACGGCGGCGCUCGCGGGAGGAGGCCCAGGCCAAGGCGCUGGAGGCCGAGGCGCUGUACCAGGCCUGUGUCCGCGAGGCCAACGCGCGGCAGCAGGACCUGGAGAUCGCCAAGCAGCGAAUCGUGUCGCACGUGCGCAAGCUGGUGUUUCAGGGGGAUGAAGUGCUGAGGCGGGUGACCCUGGGUCUCUUUGGGCUGUGCGGCGCGCAGGCCGAGCGUGGCCCCCGUGCCUUCGCGGCCCUGGCCGAGUGCUGUGCGCCCUUUGAGCCGGGCCAGCGCUACCAGGAGUUCGUACGGGCGCUGCGGCCCGAGGCCCCGCCCCCGCCUCCGCCCGCCUUCUCUUUCCAGGAGUUCGUUCCCUCCGUGAACAGCUCCCCUCUGGACAUCAGAAAGAAGCUCUCUGGGCCUCUACCUCCAAGGCUGGAUGAGAAUUCAGCUGAGCCAGGCCCUUGGGAGGAUCCGGGCACAGGCUGGCGCUGGCAAGGGACUCCAGGCCCCACUCCGGGCAGUGAUGUGGACAGUGUGGGUGGCGGCAGCGAGUCUCGGUCCCUGGACUCUCCCACUUCCAGCCCAGCCCAGGAAUCUCCCAUGAUUCCUCUGACCCCAGGCGCUGGCACGAGGCGGCUGGUGAAGGCUUCGUCCACAGGCACUGAGUCCUCAGAUGACUUUGAGGAGCGAGACCCUGACCUGGGAGACGGGCUGGAGAAUGGGCUGGGCAGCCCCUUCAGGAAGUGGACACUGUCCAGCGCGGCUCAGACCCACCGGCUGCGGCGACUGCGGGGCCCGGCCAAGUGCCGUGAGUGCGAAGCCUUCAUGGUCAGCGGGACGGAGUGUGAGGAGUGCUUUCUGACCUGCCACAAGCGCUGCCUGGAGACUCUCCUGAUCCUCUGUGGACACAGGCGGCUACCAGCACGGACACCCCUCUUUGGGGUCGACUUCCUGCAGCUACCCAGGGACUUCCCGGAGGAGGUACCCUUUGUGGUCACGAAGUGCACGGCUGAGAUAGAACACCGCGCCCUGGAUGUGCAGGGCAUUUACCGGGUCAGCGGGUCCCGGGUCCGUGUGGAGCGGCUGUGCCAGGCUUUCGAGAAUGGCCGAGCGUUGGUGGAGCUGUCAGGGAACUCGCCUCAUGAUGUCUCGAGUGUUCUCAAGCGAUUUCUUCAGGAGCUCACCGACCCCGUGAUCCCCUUCCACCUCUACGAUGCCUUCAUCUCUCUGGCUAAGACCUUGCAUGCAGACCCUGGGGACGACCCUGGGACCCCCAGCCCCAGCCCUGAGGUUAUCUGCUCGCUGAAGACCCUCUUGGUACAGCUGCCUGACUCUAACUACAACACCCUGCGGCACCUGGUGGCCCAUCUGUUCAGGGUGGCUGCACGGUUUAUGGAAAACAAGAUGUCUGCCAACAACUUGGGCAUUGUGUUUGGGCCGACACUGCUGCGGCCGCCGGACAGCCCACGGGGAGCCGGCGCCAUCCCUGUCACCUGCCUGCUGGACUCUGGGCAUCAGGCCCAGCUUGUGGAGUUCCUCAUUGUGCACUACGAGCAGAUCUUUGGGAUGGAUGAGCUCCCCCAGGCCACUGAGCCCCCGCCCCAAGACUCCAGCCCAGCCCCUGGGCCCCUCACAGCCAGCUCCCAACCGCCACCCCUGGACCUUGACCCGGACUCCCAGCCCCCAGUCCUAGCCUCGGACCCCGGCCCGGACCCCGGCCCAGACCCCCAACCCCACAGUGCCCUGGAGCAGCAUCCCACAGCCACACCCACCGAGGAAGAAGCCCUCAGCUCUCCAGGAAUCUCAAAGAACUGGGAUUUUAGUGUUGGGGUCGGUUUCUCCCUGCAGAUCCCAACUCCACAGAGUGACCAGAGAGAGGAUGUGGCUGAAGACACCAAAGAUGGGGGAGGGGAAGUGUCCAGCCAAGGCCCAGAGGACACACUCCUGGGGACACAGUCUCGUGGCCACUUCAGCCGCCAGCCAGUGAAGUAUCCUCGGGGUGGUGUGAGGCCUGUAACCCACCAGCUGUCCAGUCUGGCCCUGGUGGCUUCCAAGCUGUGCGAGGAGACCCCCAUCACAUCAGUGCCCAGAGGGAGUUUGCGGGGGCGGGGGCCUAGCCCUGCAGCUGCCUCCCCUGAGGGCAGCCCCCUGCGCCGCACUGCGCUGCCCAAGCAUUUUGAGAUCACCCAGGAGACAGCCCGGCUACUCUCCAAACUGGACAGCGAGGCUGUGCCCAGGGCCACCUGCUGCCCGGAUGUCCAGCCUGAGGAAGCCGAGGACCAUCUGUGACCACCCUGGCACACUAAAUAAGGAAGAAGCCCAGAUUGUGAAGACGGACGCAAUCUCCCUACCUCCCACCACCUGGUGGCCAAACAGCCUGCCAGGAGUUCAAUACUAGGAGAGGUCCAGAGGGUUCCUAUAAGGAAAAACUAUUUAAUACGUGGCCUACGGGAGGCCUAAAACCCUUUCGGGGGCAAUGUCCUGGAAUCCCCCAACUGGACACAGGUCACUGCCAAGCAUCAGGGCCACUCAGGCUCAGAGGUCACUCAGGAUCAAUACUCAGGGUCAAUACAGGUUUAUGAGAUCCUUGGGGUUCACCCUAGUCUCCCACCCCUGGGACAGGGGUGCUUUCGCUACUUUGGUUGUGGUCACUCCCCCACACCUGCCUGCCCCCUUCGUGGACUUGAAGUGACCUUCCUGGAGGAGGUGGGCAGCUCAGACUCCACAUCCUGGUGGUGCCUGGGGGUCUGAUGGCCUCUAAUAAACUGUGUCCUGUA